AUGACCAGGAGACCUUAUUUGCUGGAUUAUAUGGAGGAGGAGGGGGAGGCGCGGGAAUGGCGAGUAGAGAUUACGGCUAUUUGGAACGGUUUCACGACCUCGCAAAUGGUGACCAUUCGAUUCGACGAUGGUAAUGAGUUUGCUGGGAACGAUGGUAGUGUGGGUGAAAGAGAGCGAAAUUUCGAACGAUUCUUCGAGUUUGAUUUACCCGAAGAUCCGGGAAAUCCUCCACUUCCCGCUGCUGCUGGUAAAACUUCACAAGUAGAACACGGUGAUCUCGUAUCUCAGCCGGGAAGCAGCCGAGGUCGUUUUGUUGGUAUCGUACGCAUGGAGGAGGCAAGCAAUCGCAUUCUUCGAACCACCAACGGGGAACAACGGGCGGCGGAUUUGCCCGGGAAUUCUGGCGGCCAGAAUUCCCGGGAAUUGGAAUGGGAAUACCAAAUUGAACCGUCGGAAUGGAGUCAAGCGUUUGAAAUCGACACCCGCACCGGAACGCUGAAGACGGCCGCAGGCCGUAGAAGAUGGAUUGAUUUUGAGGAGGUGCAACACAUCGUGUUGGUGGUAAUCGCUACGAGACACUCAAAUAGAACACAGUCAACGGAUCCUACGAUGAAAUCACUACGAGUAUCGUCGAAGUCUGAACAGAAGUCACAAACGCCAGAAGCCAAUCGAGCCCGAGCCCGAGCCCGAGCCCGAGCCCGAUCUGCUACUUCAACUCGAACAGCGGCAAUACGACGGCGGAUUUGCGUGCAUCUACAAAUUCUGGAUGUCAAUGAUAAUCGGCCUAAAUUUGUGGUG
Messenger RNA from Anisakis simplex (herring worm), 798 nucleotides. Lineage: Eukaryota; Metazoa; Nematoda; Chromadorea; Rhabditida; Anisakidae. The record is from the annotation of a GenBank genome assembly.